AUGUCGGCCUGGAUUGACAUUGUACGAGGUGGAGAUAACUUCCAGACCCCCGCACUUCAGGAGUUCCACCAACCUUACAAGACAUUUGACGAGCAGCUGCACAAGCAUAUUCAGGUGCUAAUGUUGGUCUGUGGCAGGAACUGCGGGGUUGGAAGAGCUAACCGACAAAUCCGUAGCUGUCGGUUUGGAAACACUGUCCUUCUGGAUUGCCACCUCCACCAUCAUGGCGACUGGUACCCUUCGAUAAAAGCCGGUCGCUGUGCGCCGAAUUUAUCGCAGCAUAUCAUCAAAGGCUCCCAAAAUGUCUCUCCCAUGGAGCUUGCCCAUCAAUUCUAUGCUCGAGCUUUGUCUCCCAUCUCUGAGGCAAUCGUGUUCAUGCAGAACGAGUACUGGGACAUCCCAACAAUCGUAACAUGA
Messenger RNA from Pochonia chlamydosporia 170, 417 nucleotides. RefSeq lists its product as hypothetical. NCBI's taxonomy places the organism in Eukaryota, Fungi, Ascomycota, Sordariomycetes, Hypocreales, Clavicipitaceae. The record is from RefSeq and is a predicted model, not a curated record. Bases 1 to 417 code for a protein of 138 amino acids. The transcript is spliced from 2 exons.